This is a messenger RNA of Ramularia collo-cygni, 2292 nucleotides long. Its product is annotated as probable beta-glucosidase-related glycosidases. The transcript is spliced from 6 exons. The record is from RefSeq and is a predicted model, not a curated record. Gene Ontology annotation, molecular function: beta-glucosidase activity. Bases 1 to 2292 code for a protein of 763 amino acids. Gene Ontology annotation, biological process: glucan catabolic process. Lineage: Eukaryota; Fungi; Ascomycota; Dothideomycetes; Mycosphaerellales; Mycosphaerellaceae.
AUGAAGAGCCUCACGAAACUUGCUGGAGCUCUGCUCUUGCUGGCGAACAAUACGCAGGCCAUUGCAUACACCGACGAGCCCGAUCCGUACUAUGGACAAAGUCCACCAGUCUAUCCGACUCCGGAGGGAACUGGUGGAGUUGACGCAGAAUGGCAGACAGCAUACGGCAAAGCCAAUGCCCUCGUUGAACAGAUGACCCUGGAAGAGAAGGUCAACAUGACCCGCGGACAUGUCGGCACUUGUGUGGGAAACACACCAGCAGUCGAAAGGCUGGGGAUCAAACCGCUCUGUUUCGCCGACGCUCCUGCCGGCAUAAGAGGGCAAGAGUUUGUAACGGCCUUCCCUGCCCAGAUCCAUGUUGGAGCUACGUUUGACAAAGCUCUUAUGCACGCGUAUGGCAAGGCGCUGGGAGAGGAAUACAGAGGCAAAGGAAUCAACAUUGCUCUGCUUCCUGUGGGAGGGCCACUAGGUCGCGUAGCCCGUGGUGGGAGGAAUUGGGAGGGCUUUGGGGCUGAUCCAUUCCUCUCCUCCGUGGGAAUGGGAGCUGUGACGACUGGACUGCAGAGCACUGGAGUCAUUGCCCAGAUGAAGCAUUGGUUGCUCAACGAACAGGAAUGGAGACGUAACCCCGGUGUCGGUGCGCCGGGCGAGGCUAUCUCCACCAAUGCUGACGAUCGCACGAUUCACGAGCUGUACGCGUUUCCGUUCAUGGACUCUUUGAAGGCUGGCUGUGCGAGUGCCAUGUGCUCGUAUCAGCGUGUCAAUAACAGCUAUGGAUGCCAGAACAGCAAACUGUUGAACGGAAUCCUGAAGACAGAACUCGGCUUCCAGGGUUUCGUCACCAGCGACUGGCAAGCUCAACAUGCAGGUGUUGCAUCUGCGAACGCUGGGAUGGAUCUUGUCAUGCCAGAUGGUGGAUAUUGGGGCGAUAACCUCACCGCUGCUGUCACCAAUGGUUCUGUCGCUGAGACCAGAUUAAACGACAUGGUGACCCGCAUCCUCGCAGCCUGGUAUCUCCUUGGCCAAGACGUUGACUUUCCCGAGCCCGCUGUUCACAACUAUAAUGUUAUUAGUCCGAUUGUCGAUGUCAGGGCUGAGCACGGCAAACUUAUUCGCGAGAUCGGCGCGGCAGGCACUGUUCUUGUCAAGAAUGUGAAUGGCACUCUACCUUUCAGCAAACCCAGGUUUCUCAAUAUAUAUGGCUACGAUGCCAAAGCACCGRACUCACCCUGGACGACCCCUGCAAGAUUUGGAGGUGGAUACGACGUCAACUUCGGAUGGAACACACUCAAUGGAACGCUGAUCACUGCAGGCGGCAGCGGUUCCAACACGCCUAGCUAUCUCAUCAGUCCCUUUGAAGCCAUUCAGCGGCGAGUCAUCGAUGAUUACGGCAUGGUUCGCUGGGACUUUGCGUCGCGCAACCCGACUGUAUAUGCAAACGCUGAGGCCUCACUCGUGUUCAUCAAUGCUUACGCUUCGGAGUCAUUCGAUCGCACAUCUCUCACGGAUGAUUUCAGCGAUGAGCUGGUCAAGAAUGUGGCGGCCAACCACUCCAACACCAUCGUUGUGAUUCACUCUGCAGGAAUUCGUGUCGUUGAUGAAUGGAUCGACCACCCGAACAUCACCGCCGUCCUCUUCGCUGGUCUCCCAGGUCAAGAGACUGGCAACAGCCUUGUUGAUAUUCUCUAUGGAGAUGUAUCUCCGUCUGGUCGCCUUCCAUACACUGUCGCAAAGAACGAGAGUGAUUAUGGCAUUCUCCUGAACUCCACCAUUGGUAGCGGCCCCUAUCCCCAAGACGACUUCACCGAAGGCCUCUACAUCGACUACAGACACUUCGACAAGUACAACAUCACACCCAGAUUCGAAUUCGGUUAUGGMUUGAGCUAUUCCACCUUUUCCUACGGGUCUAACGUUACCGUUUCGGCUACGAGUGACAAGAUGAGCGAGUAUCCCGCCGAGGAAGUCAUCAUUCCUCAAGGUGGACACUCUGAUCUGUGGGAUGUGAUUUACAAGAUUACAGUGACCGUAACGAACACUGGAAACCUCACGGCUGCAGAGGUACCGCAGCUAUACGUUAGCAUCCCAGAUGCUCCCCAGUGGCAGCUCAGAGGGUUUGGAAGAAUUCAUCUGGCACCUGGUGCAUGUGGAGAUGUCACGUUCGAGCUGACUAGAAGGGAUCUGAGCAUUUGGGAUGUCGUUGCUCAGCAGUGGAAGUUACAGGCAGCAGAAUACCCAUUCUUCGUCGGAGCUAGCAGUCGGGAUGUCAAGGUCGAGGGAAAGUUUGUCAUCUAG